This is a messenger RNA of Polypterus senegalus (gray bichir), 1244 nucleotides long. Its product is annotated as keratin, type 1 cytoskeletal 11-like. The coding region runs from base 1 to 1023 and encodes 340 amino acids. Gene Ontology annotation, molecular function: structural molecule activity. Lineage: Eukaryota; Metazoa; Chordata; Cladistia; Polypteriformes; Polypteridae. The record is from RefSeq and is a predicted model, not a curated record. The transcript is spliced from 8 exons.
AUGUUAAAUGAAAAGCAGCAGAUGCAGAGUCUGAAUGACAGACUGGCCACCUAUCUCGAUAAGGUGCGCACCCUUGAAGCAACCAACAAGGACCUGGAGAACAAGCUCAAGAAUUUCCGCACGAGCAAAGUGGUCAGCAGGGAUUUCACCUUGUACCAGGAGCAGCUGCAGCCCCUCCGUGACCAGAUAUCUGCUGCCAUCAUUGAGAAUUCUCGCCUGGCCCUGAAGAUUGGUAAUGCUCAGCUGGCUGCUGAUGACUUCAGAAAAAAAUAUGAGACCGAGUACCUCAUUCGCCAGACAGUGGAGGCUGACAUCCUCAACCUGAAGAGUCUGAAGGAAGAAUACGAUUCUCACCAAACCAGCAACAAUCAGGAAGUUGAAGCCCUGAAAAAAGAGAUUGAAGAAAUGACAAAACAGCAUGGAAAGAGUGUGAGUAUCCUGAAAGAAGAGAUGUCCGGCACCGUGAGUGUGGACGUCACCACCACUGAAAGCCCAGAUCUGAAACAGAUUUUAGAUGACUUACGUGCAGAGUAUGAAGACAUCGUUCGUAGUAACAAGCAGGAGCUUGAGAUGUGGUUCAACAAGCAGGUGGAAACUAAGCAAGCUGCAGCCAUCCAGGAAACAGACGUCAGUGAAAGUUCAAAGAUAGAAGUGACGGAGCUUCACCAUCAGCACCAGAGCCUACAGACAGAGAUGGACACCUUGCUGGUCUCUAAAGGCGCCUUGGAGGAUAACCUGGCAGCAGUGAAUGGCCGCUAUCAGAUGGAGCUUCACCGUUACGCUGCCUUGGUGGGCACCAUGGAGGGGGAGUUGGUGAGCAUUCGGAACAGCAUAACCUCCCAGUCUGAGGACUACAGGAGCCUUCUGAACAUCAAAGAGAAACUGGAGAAGGAGAUCGCCAUGUACAGGCAGCUGCUGGAAGGAGUGGAGCUGGGCGCUGGUGGAGCCUCGUCUGCCGUCAGUGGCAGUGUUACACAAACCACAGUGGUUACCAAAGAGGUGAAGACAGAAGUCAAGGAAUAACACAAUGGAGACCUCAACCCCAUCAUCAGAGAGAAGAUGAGGCUCAGCGGGUGACUUCUUGGACCUUUAAAACAAUUGCAAUGCAGACAGAAAGAGAAGCGUCUUCACUUGGCUUGGGUUUUUAGAUCCUACUUGGUUUGGGGAAUUUUCUUGGCUCUUGUGCUACUUGGGAAGGCAAUGCUUGAAUCCUGUGUGACAAUAAAGAAUUAUGCAGCAUAUAA